Molecule: messenger RNA, 747 nt
Organism: Musca domestica (house fly)
Lineage: Eukaryota; Metazoa; Arthropoda; Insecta; Diptera; Muscidae
Product: zinc finger protein 706
Exons: 3
Coding region: 209-442 (77 amino acids)
Source: RefSeq, a predicted model, not a curated record
CAUAAGGAAAACCUUCAUUUUUCAUCGCAUUUUGUUGAGCGGCACACAUUUAUUUAACAUAAACUGAAAAUAUUUUUUUGCGGAAAAAAACGAAGAACUUAAAUAAUAGAAUAUAUAAAAAAUACCGCAAAAAUUGUACAUUCAUCUUUAGAAAUAAUAUCAUUUACCAACUGUAUCUUCAAGAAUAACACAAUUAGAUUAAGAUAAAAUGGCUCGUGGUCACCAAAAAAUUCAAUCACAAGCAAAAGCCCAAGAAAAGCAAGCCAAAUUGAAGAAGCAGCAAGGACACAGUGCUACUGAACAGAAGAAGGCAGCAAUGAAAGCCUUAGUUUAUAUCUGUGCCGUAUGCAAAUCUCAAAUGCCUGAUCCAAAAACGUACAAACAGCAUUUCGAAAACAAACAUCCCAAAAAUGAUAUGCCACCAGAGUUGAAGGACGUCUAAAGUAUUCAGCAGUUUUUGUUUUAUAAACAAACAGAAAAACAUAGACGCGCACCCGCCUCUGAUUUGAGGAUUACUGCUAGCAGCUUGCUGUAUAAUCUUGUAAUUAAAAUAGCUGUUUAUUUAUCUACACAUUUACUUUUUUAUAUUAUGGUAAUUUACUUUAUUUUUCUUUUUAUGAAAUAUUAUUGAAUUACAAUACGUUCAAAAAACAAAAAUUAAAAAAAUAAAACAUGACGAUUUACACCAUAUACGAUGGCGCGAUCAACUUGUUAUAUGGAUACUGUAACUGAAACGAAACGGAAAAA